AUGGAAAAGAAGAAUGAGGAGGAGCAAGAGGAUUUGGAACUGCUGCUGUCUCUGGACGAGAGAGUUGUGGAAACUCCUCCCGGUUCUCCUUGUGCUCCACCCGUGUAUCUGACGGAUGAUGAAUCCCCGAAGAAGCGUAAGGGUCACUCGGACUUGUCUGACUUCAGAAGCGUUGUUCAAGAUUGCCUCGACUAUGACCCUAAACCUAAACCUAAACCUAAACCACUCCCCAAAAGCACUAAUCUUAAAGGCUCUACUACUCUCAAUGACAUUGAAAAGUUUUCUGGAUUGCGCUUAAGGAAUCAGUUACUCAGCCCUGCAGAGAUUAGUGAUCGCUUUUCAGACAUUCGUUUCGUUCGACUCCCAACUAUCAAGAACUUGCUAAUGGGAGACAAACUCUCUGGCUGCUGGGCCACAGUGGGAGUGCUCACAGAGAAAGGACAGCCCCGAACGAGCUCCAUAGGGCAGCCUUAUGCCAUCUGGAAAAUCGGUUGCUUAAAUGACAACACUGUCUCCUUGUUCUUGUUCGGCGAUGCUUAUAAGCAAUUUCUCUCAGAAAUGGCAGGAACUGUUUUCGGUCUCUUCAACUCCUUACUUCGCAAGGACAAUGCGGGACGUGACUUCUCAUUAAGUGUCAACUCUGGUAAACAAAUGCUCAAACUGGGAGUUUCGGCUGAUUAUGGAGUCUGCACUGCCAAGCGGAAAGACGGAACCACUUGUACAUCUGUUGUCAACAAGCGCCAAGGAGCUGUUUGCAAGAUUCACAAAUUGAAUGCAUCAGACAGAUUUGCGACAACCAGAACUGAACUCAAAGGCGGGAAUUUGAGAACGGCUUUCAGAGAUCAAAGAUCACAGGGGAUUUACACAGUUGAGCCACCAGCUGAUAGGACCGGGAACAAAAAGGCUACACAGCCUGUCCGAGUACUCUCAGUGGAAGGCCUCCGAAAGGCUCUUAGUAGCGCUGAUAAAGUGACGCCAAACGUACACUCACAAGGAUUACGUUUCCUGAAUGAGAUGGCCAGACAAACGGCUUUGAAGAACGCCAACAAGAAACCUGAAGCUGUGAAUAAGCCUGUGGAGAAGAGGAAAGCAGGGGCAAAAGAAACUCAAGUAAAGGGUACGGGUGAGCCCAAGAGGAAGAGAACAGAUACAAAGGAAACUCCAGAGAUUGCCACCGGGAAAAUGAUGGUCCUAGAUUAUUGCAGCUCCGACGAAGACUGA
Messenger RNA from Microthlaspi erraticum, 1221 nucleotides. Lineage: Eukaryota; Viridiplantae; Streptophyta; Magnoliopsida; Brassicales; Brassicaceae. The record is from the annotation of a GenBank genome assembly.